Molecule: messenger RNA, 739 nt
Organism: Danio aesculapii
Lineage: Eukaryota; Metazoa; Chordata; Actinopteri; Cypriniformes; Danionidae
Product: elastase-1-like
Exons: 6
Biological process (GO): proteolysis
Molecular function (GO): serine-type endopeptidase activity
Source: RefSeq, a predicted model, not a curated record
AUGCAGAGAAUCCUGCUGUUGAGUUUGCUGGCUGCUUUGGCUCUGGCUGAGCCCAAAUAUCUGACGGAUCUGGCCACUGAGGAAAGAAUUGUCGGUGGAGAGAUCGCAAAACCCCACUCCUGGCCCUGGCAGGUAUGAUUAAAAAAAGAAUUGAAUUAAAAUUCUUUCAAAUCUCACAAACCUUCAUUGCUUUUGACUGAGACCUGUUCAUUGUUUUUAAGGUAUGAUGUAGCACUUCUGAAGCUGGUUUCUGAUGCCACUCUGAACGCAUAUGUGCAGUUGGCACCACUGCCACGCCAUAAACAGAUUCUGCCUCACGGAAACCCCUGUUACACCACCGGCUGGGGCUACACUGAGACUGAUGGUUCGCUUUCUGCUGAGCUGAAACAAGCCUAUCUGCCUGUGGUCGACCACGAAACCUGCUCUCAAAGCGACUGGUGGGGAAGCACAGUGAAGAACACCAUGGUUUGUGGUGGUGAUGGCACCAUGGCUGGAUGUGAGGGUGACUCCGGGGGUCCUCUCAGCUGUCUGGUUGAUGGUAAAUACAUUGUCUAUGGAAUCACCAGUUUUGUGUCAUCGGAGGGCUGUAAUAUCUACAAGAAGCCCACAGUCUUCACUCGCGUGUCUGCCUACGUUGACUGGAUUACCAUCAACAUGAAUGAAUGGGAUUACGAACGACAAACAUCCUUCAUAGUGCGCAAUGACAGAAGAAGAAACGUUAACUAUCAAUAAACGUUGC